CGACCGGCAAAUUUGACCUUUUUAACCGUGAUGAAAAGAUUUCCAAGGGUCCCUUGAGAGCUAAGUCCCCACUUUGCUUCAGUAUCCUAGAGAUUUACUAAGCUGACUAACUGUAAAUGCAACUGGUUAGGUCACUUUAUUUUCUCAUCGAAAUGCAACUCUUAUCCUCAAUUCUUUGCAGUAUUUUCAUGGAUUUUUUGCUACUGGUUUUCUCUACCUACUCGUACCAAAAGAGAGAAGCUUUCGUUUAUCAUACCAAAAGGGAGAAGCUUUCGUUUAUCACACCGAAAGGGAAGGACUUUCGUUAAUAGUUGAUUUUGGUUGGGGCAAACGGAAGCUACCCUUGCUCCGGAUGUAUUCACGCAUAGAUAAGUUGCAUGAAGCCCAAUGUCGGAAAUGCGAUUACAAAGUCUUUUUGGAUCGGUUGCAAUCGGAAGUUAAGACCUACAGAAACGAAUUCAAGACUGAAUAUCAUCAUAUUAAUCUAUUUAUAACAGUAACUACCCAAUAAAUGUAAACGAACGAAUUGAAGUUUUAAAAAAAAAAAGAAAAUAAAUAAAACAUGUAGCAAGAAAGGAAC
Messenger RNA from Hyphopichia burtonii NRRL Y-1933, 580 nucleotides. RefSeq lists its product as uncharacterized. NCBI's taxonomy places the organism in Eukaryota, Fungi, Ascomycota, Pichiomycetes, Serinales, Debaryomycetaceae. Bases 153 to 308 code for a protein of 51 amino acids. The record is from RefSeq and is a predicted model, not a curated record. The transcript has a single exon.